UGUCUUUUGUGCAAUUCUCUUCUCUUCCUUUACGUUACUAAAAAACGAACAAAACACGCUGUUAGUGUUCGUGUUUCACCGUUGUACAAUAUUUUGCAUAACAAUUAAAAAGUUAUAUAGACAAAUAUAAAAGACUAAACAAAGGAAAACUCCCAAAAUGAAAAUGUCAAAAAUAUCUUCCAGCAGAGUUGCAGGUUGGAGCUCCUAAUUGGCAUUACCACAAAAGUACCUUAAUAAGUUUUAGGUUAAACAAAUUGCAUACCACAAAUGUUACAAGAAAAAUAAUGGGCAUUAACAUUUUCCGGGACAAACACUUCUUUUAGGGCCAUUAAUUAUUUAGCAUUUCAUGCAAGGUUACAAAAACUAUUAACCAAUAAUAGAGAUAAAUUGAAUACAUAAACAUGUACCAUUUUAUGAUUUUCAAAUGAAAUAAAUAACAUAUAAAAAAAGAAAUUCCAAAAAUAUAUAUUAGUUCAUAUUUGUUAUAUAUCAUGGGAGGAACAGAAGAGGAGGUUAAGCAAAAGCACAAGGAUGGGGAGGGAAAAGAAGGUGACAAAGGAGAAGAGAAAGUUAAGGACAAGAAGAAGAAAGACAAAGAAAAGGGUGAAGGAGGUGAUAAUAAAGAAGACAAAGAAAAGAGUGGUGGAAAAGAGAAGAAGAAGAAAAACCCUGAAGAUAAGAAUGAUCCAUCAAAACUCAAGCAAAAGUUGGAGAAAAUUGAGAUUAAGAUGCGUGAUUUGGCAAUCAAGAAAGAAGAGAUCUUGAAAUCCAUUGAAGAAGCUGAAAAAACUGCAGCUACUAACCCAAAUAAGGAAGCUGAAUCUAUUGUUAAACAAGAAUAAGUUCAAAUGAGUUACUUCAAAACCCACAAGUUUAAUUCAUUCAUCAAAAUCUCCCUAUUAGCCAUUAGACAAAGGGUGAGUUGUAUAUUUAGUCACAAGACUUAGACAGUACUUGUAGCAAUUUAUUGAUGUACUGUACAUAAUUUUUUAGUGACAAUUAAUCAAUUAUGAUACCAUACAAAUUCU
This is a messenger RNA of Beta vulgaris subsp. vulgaris (sugar beet), 1028 nucleotides long. RefSeq lists its product as uncharacterized. Lineage: Eukaryota; Viridiplantae; Streptophyta; Magnoliopsida; Caryophyllales; Amaranthaceae. The transcript has a single exon. The record is from RefSeq and is a predicted model, not a curated record. Bases 492 to 842 code for a protein of 116 amino acids.